CCCCCUUGUUCGGAUUUAUUGCGGUAAACUAUAGAGCUAAAAAGAAUGGAAAUUAUACGCAUGUGAACUUUGAUGGAGGAAUUAUAUUUUCCAAGCCGUUAACUCUUUUAUUCCAUCUCCCUCUGUGAACUUUUGACUUUUUGAUUUUCAUAGUAAUGCUUCGCGAGUAUCUCUAUGUCCCCUUCAUGCAAGCGUAAUGCCGUAAUUUAUCAUGCUUUUGCGCACCGGAGAAUCAAAGCUCCGCCGCGGAUUGGAUUCUCAUCUGCUGCCCUCUUGUGUUGUGUGGCCUCCUCAUAUUCCUCAUCAGUUCCUCGGCUCCCCUCGCGCUCCUCCUCCUCUCCAUUGUAUCCGCGUCCAAACGAAAGGGGUGCGGAGAAGUGCGAGCAGAAGGAGGGAGGGUUAAGUUGUGCCGCUUCGGAGCGCAGCGCUGUUGGUUCAUAUCGAGAGAACCGGUAGAGACAGAGGGGGAGAGGAUUUGGACUAUCACCAACAUAGUUGCACUUAUGUCUUUUUCUUCGUUCGUUUUAACUUCCAUACAUGCACCGCUUAUAUCCAUUACGCACCGGCAUCCACUUUCGUUGCGUUUUAUAAAGUGGAGUUUGAAAAGAACAUUCUUAACAGAUGUCAGACUCCGUUAGUGCCUCGGGUCAUCUAGGUGUUUUACGCACAGCUGGUGUUUAAAACUGAGCUGGGGCGAAAUUGAGGGGAUUCAGAUGCACUGUACUUUCAGCUCCUCCAAGAGGAUUACUAUCAUUUCCUAAAUGUUUCCCCAGAGGAGGCUCUUCACGUUUCCAUUUCUUGGACGAGAAAGGAUGGAUGUGAGAAGGACCCAAGGACACCUACUUUUGGCAGUGGCCCUCAUCGUCUGCAACUCUCAGCUGCUGGUGGUCGCCCACUCAUGGUGGUCAUUAGCCAUGAACCCCAUCCAGAGACCGGAGAUGUACAUUAUUGGAGCACAGCCUCUGUGCAGCCAGCUGACGGGCCUGUCUCAGGGUCAGAGGAAGCUCUGCCAACUCUAUCAGGACCAUAUGGUUUAUAUCGGAGAGGGUGCAAAGACAGGCAUCAAGGAGUGUCAGUAUCAGUUCAGGCAGAGGCGAUGGAACUGUAGCACGGUGGACAACACAUCUGUGUUCGGCCGAGUCAUGCAGAUAGGCAGCAGAGAAACAGCUUUUACUUACGCCAUCAGCGCAGCGGGUGUCGUGAAUGCGGUGAGUCGGGCGUGCCGUGAGGGUGAGCUUUCCACCUGCGGCUGCAGCCGAGCGGCUCGUCCCAAAGACCUCCCGAGAGACUGGCUAUGGGGCGGCUGUGGGGACAAUGUCAACUAUGGCUACCGUUUCGCCAAGGAGUUUGUGGAUGCCCGCGAGCGCGAGAAAAACUACCCGCGUGGAUCUGUCGAACAGGCACGCACGCUUAUGAACCUACAGAACAAUGAAGCCGGGAGAAUGGCAGUGUACAAUCUGGCCAAUGUUGCAUGCAAGUGUCACGGUGUCUCCGGUUCGUGCAGUCUGAAAACUUGUUGGCUCCAGCUGGCUGACUUCCGUCGAGUGGGAGAGUUCCUGAAAGAGAAAUAUGACAGUGCCGCUGCCAUGCGCAUCAGCCGACGAGGCAAACUGGACCUGGUCAACAACCGAUUUAACCCCCCGACGAAUGAGGACCUGGUGUACAUUGACCCCAGCCCAGACUACUGCCUGCGUAACGAGACCACCGGCUCUCUGGGCACCCAGGGCCGCCUGUGCAACAAGACCUCAGAGGGCAUGGACGGUUGCGAGCUCAUGUGCUGCGGUCGCGGUUACGACCAGUUCAAGACCUACAAACACGAGCGCUGCCACUGCAAGUUUCACUGGUGCUGCUACGUCAAGUGCAAGCGCUGCACGUCGCUCGUAGACCAGUUUGUGUGCAAGUAGCAGCCUAGGGACGGGACAGACGCCCUGGAGAGGCACUGAGCAAUUAGCGGGAGAAGAACGGGACCCUUAACAGACCCAGAGGGGGAACUUAGAGAUAAUUAAAUGUAAAAUGAUUUAUUAAAUAGCAAGAAAUUAAAGUAUAUAAAUAAUUGUACGUGUGCCAUUGAUAGUAAUUUAAUGACUUUUCCUGACUCAAGAAUAAAAAGUUGGACGUCAUUGAUGAAAAGGAGGCACCGGUGAUGUUUUCUGGCUCAAGCUGUUGUUCUCUUGAUUUUUGAAUUCAGAGCAGCACAAACUCUUUGCUUGUUCUAAAAAGAAGAGCCUACAGACUCUUUAGAGACUCGAAAAAAGGGAGAGAGGCAGAAAGAGUACAGACAACAACGGCUCAUCGCCCAUUGUCUUUUCCAGACCUUCGGUCCACCGCUGAUUGACCUCCAAAAACACACUCCACCUUGCCAAUAUCAGAGCUCUUAAGAACCUUGAGUCAGAGAAUUGUGGAAUUAUCGGACAUUGUGUUCCAUGAUGAUAUGACAAGAACAGAAUACUGCCUGUUACCCGUCACACAAACAUCUCUGCUAAGAGAUGUUUGAAAGAUGAAACCAUAAAUGAGUAGGAAUGUUUUUACCUGAAUUGGAGCAACACACACACCUUUUAUCCCUUGUUAUUCUACCAAAAUCAUUUGAUUAGUAUCUUUCAUUUAGGCUUUCAAAAAUCUGUUAUGAACCUUUGAUGCAUUUCAGAGGCUUCUAUAGCCUACAUCAUAUCUUGAAAUAACAUCUAAUCUAGAACAGAGAAUAUUGUGUUGGUUCUGUCAAUGUCUUUGUCAUUGUUGGUUGAAACGGUUCAAAGCCUCCUGGAAUAAAUGUGUGUCUGGUGAAUGAAAAUAGGUUGAAAAAAAAUCAAGGCUACAUAAGGACUGCAAAAACUAUUAUUGUAACCAAAUACUAGUGGUUCAGAUUAUAUUUUAUUAAUUCCUUCUCAUUUUAUACAUCAUAUGUAUUGUUCUGAUUACUAUUUUUUGAUAAAGAUGCUUUUAACUGGGAAUUGAUAUGCUAACAGAGAAGAUAUUACUGGCCACUGGAUGGAACGGGCGAUCAUAGCCACAGAACAAGAACAAGACAAAAAUAUAUUUUGUUAAUUCCUGAGUGUUUUAGAGGAAAACUACACUUGUAAAUAACAGUCAGUCAGUCAUGUAUGCCAUUAACACUUACAAUCUCUUUGACCUGUCACUCCACUGUUUGUUUGCUGCCCUGUGCUUGUUGUGUGUAUUCCCCCUCAUUCAAACCAGUAAUAUAAAAAAUAUAAAUAGUGACUAUUA
Carassius auratus (goldfish) is the source of this 3222-nucleotide messenger RNA. RefSeq names its product protein Wnt-5b-like. Gene Ontology annotation, cellular component: extracellular region. The coding region runs from base 762 to 1904 and encodes 380 amino acids. NCBI's taxonomy places the organism in Eukaryota, Metazoa, Chordata, Actinopteri, Cypriniformes, Cyprinidae. The transcript has 4 exons. Gene Ontology annotation, molecular function: cytokine activity; frizzled binding. The record is from RefSeq and is a predicted model, not a curated record. Gene Ontology annotation, biological process: cell fate commitment; neuron differentiation; canonical Wnt signaling pathway.